Molecule: messenger RNA, 1742 nt
Organism: Dentiscutata erythropus
Lineage: Eukaryota; Fungi; Glomeromycota; Glomeromycetes; Diversisporales; Gigasporaceae
Source: the annotation of a GenBank genome assembly
AUGGCAAAUUGUUUUUGUAAAUUUAUAUUAAAAACUUUUUGUAGAAAAAAGAAAAGUCAACAAUCUUUUAGUGAAAAAAUUUUAGACGAUACACAAGAAAUAUUUAAUGAUUAUAAGACAACAUCAACACUUAUACCGACAGUGCUUAAAGCUAUUGAUGGCGUGUUAAACGGAGAAAGGAAAGAACUACGGCAUGACUCGGUGAUUUCUAUUUCUCGAUCAGAGCUCGACGCUUUAUUAGAUGAAAAGAUGAAAAUAAUGCCAACUUUGCCAGAAGAAAGCAUGAAAAUUAUAUUUAGACACGUCAACGAAGAAUCAAGACAAGAUCUCAUUUCAUGUCUUUUGGUGGAUAAAUAUUGGUGUAGUAACGCGUUGCCUCUUUUAUGGAAUCGACCAUUUGAUAUUGUGUCUCGUGAUAAUCGACAUAAACUUGUCAGAACUUAUAUUUCUUGUCUUGAAGAAGAAGAAAAAUGCAAUCUAAAUUUUAAAUUAAGAUCUUUCAAAAUCAAAAUUCCUUUUGCAGCGAAAGCGUUAUUCAAAUAUGAGAGAUACUUGGAAGAGUUUUCAUAUAAUAAUUUGUAUUUGUCAGCCGAUGCCGGUAUAAGAAAAUAUCUCAGUCAAGAUUUUAUGGGUCACAGCAUACAUACACAAACGUUAUUAAUAGUUGCAUCGCUUUGUCAGCUAAUCAUGCGAGAUAGUACAAAUAUGACAUGUCUAUUAAUUUCUAAAUUUUUUGGUAAAAUGGACCUUCCGGAUAAGGUUACAUUCAUGAAUUCUCAUCGUAGUUUAUCGAAUCUUUCAAAAUUUCAGUUCGAAGUUCAAAGAAUAUCAGAAAAUACCAUGUCAUUAUUACAAACUAUUUCGAAAUUAUGUACGAAAAUUCAACACUUGGAGAUAAAACUUUCUUCAUAUCCUGAUAGAAAUAAUGAAAUAGCAAUAAUGGAAAAUUUUUCAAGAAUUAUUAUUUCUCAGCAAAAUUUAAAAGAGCUUUUAUUGUCAGGAGCGAGAUCAGUAGAUGGUAUAGAAAUAAUUUUGCAAGCUUUAGAAUCACAAACCGAAUCUUUACAUUCAUUAGAAUUCACAUGGAUGGAUUUCACCGCUGUCAAUUUAUUUCCGUUAACAAAAUGCAAAUCUUUAAAACAUUUGACGGUUCAGUAUUGUCAAGGAUUGACAACAGAAUCCACAUCAUUAUUACAAGCACAAUUUUCAUUGGAGUCAUUAAAAUUUGGAUGUUCACCGGUAUCAUACUCAACACAAUUAGUACUAUUACCAAUAUUUGGUAAAACGGUGAAGAAAUUAAUAGUAGAUUUAUUGAAUCAAGAAAUAAUUGCUGCGAUUUUAAAUAAUUGCCAAGAGAUCAGACAUUUAAAAUUAGAAAAUUGUUUCAUACAAAAACCAAUUAAAAUUGGGAAACUCUUGCACGGACUGAUAAAACUUGGAAAGUUAGAAAUCUUUAUAAACGUAAAAAAUGGAGAUUAUGAAAAUAUGAUACUAAAUUCGCGAGAUUUACCAAAGUCUCUGGAAUGCUUGAUUUUAGAGUGCGGGUUCACUACUAUUCAAUUAGAUGACUUGCUAAAAAAUUGUAAAUUAAAUAGUUUGUAUAUUAAUUAUUCGAACUUCGAGUCAUCACAUUUCAGAGUCGUCGCAGAAUAUGCAAAACGGACAAAGGAGAUGAAGAUUUUAGGGAUUGAAAGUGAUAGAAAAUGGAUGGUUGGUGAAAAGGAGGCGUGGGAGCUGGAAAG